AUUUUCUCACUUACAGUUAUAGGCAUGUGACGUCAAGAGGCUUUUGACAUCAACCUAUAGGAAGAAAUGGAUGCAUUUAUUUCAAGAAGAAUUGUGCUGUUGGGAAUAACAGGAUCUGGGAAGAGCAGAGCAGGAAAUGUUAUCCUGGGGGAAGAGAAGUUUGCAGUUUCCUCUGAUCCUAACAGUGUAACAAAAGAUUGUCAAACAGAAGAGGGAACCGCAUAUGGCUGGAACAUUACAGUGACUGACACACCAGGGAUCUUUGACACUGGGAGGUCUGUUGAGGAUCUGAAGUAUUCCAUAAUAUCCUGUCUCAUUCACUGUGCUCCUGGUCCACACGCCUUCAUCUUAAUGCUGAAAGUGGGAAAAUACAUUGGAGAAGAGAAAAAGUCUGUGGAGAUGAUGCUGCAGUACUUUGGGGAGGAAGCCCUGAAGCACACAGUUGUCCUCUUCACACAUGGUGAUGAGCUUCAGAAAAACCAGACCAUUGAAGAGUUUGUAGAGAAGAACAAGGAUCUGAAGGAACUUGUUGUUAAGUGUGGAGGCCGAGUCCAUGUCAUUGACUCUCAGUACUGGAACAAAACAGAAGAGGAACUGGGCCAAGGGUCAGGAAGACCAAUCAGCACUGGUAGACACACAUAUGAAUCAGAGUACAGGAGCAACAGUUUUCAGAUUAAAGAGCUGCUGACAACUAUAGAAAACAUGGUGAAAGACAGUAGAGGCUCUUAUUACACCAAUGAAUCACUCAUGAAAAUAGCAGAAGAUAUAGAAAUUGAGAUGAAAAAGAUAAUAGAAGAGAUGCAGGAGAGAAGAGAGAAAGCAGAGGAAUCUGAGAUCAGGAGACAAGCAAGAAAGAGAAUCAAAGACUAA
Messenger RNA from Brienomyrus brachyistius, 870 nucleotides. RefSeq names its product GTPase IMAP family member 7-like. The record is from RefSeq and is a predicted model, not a curated record. The coding region runs from base 67 to 870 and encodes 267 amino acids. Gene Ontology annotation, molecular function: GTP binding. The transcript has 3 exons. Lineage: Eukaryota; Metazoa; Chordata; Actinopteri; Osteoglossiformes; Mormyridae.